Messenger RNA from Aphis gossypii (cotton aphid), 1563 nucleotides. It is a transcript of the gene Rab11, whose product is annotated as ras-related protein Rab-11A. The transcript is spliced from 5 exons. Gene Ontology annotation, molecular function: GTP binding; GTPase activity. Gene Ontology annotation, biological process: exocytosis. Bases 295 to 966 code for a protein of 223 amino acids. Lineage: Eukaryota; Metazoa; Arthropoda; Insecta; Hemiptera; Aphididae. The record is from RefSeq and is a predicted model, not a curated record. Gene Ontology annotation, cellular component: recycling endosome.
UUUCGUGAAUUGUCACGGGAAAAAUUCGAUGCAACCUCACUAAAAUAAUCAAGACUUUUUUUUAUUUUGCGUUUUUAAAUUUUUUUAUUCUAUUCGUUAAUUUAAUUUUUUCUUUAACUCGUUCAAAGCUAUACCCUAUCAAACAUUGUCAUCGAUGACAAUUUGAAAUGUAUUUUUAUUAGUUGUUUUUUUUUAACAUUUACGCAUUAGGAUUGUACAAGUACGUUAUCGUGAUCUUUUGUUUUCCGGACUAACUUCUCUGUUUUAACUUUUAUUCUAUUAGUGAUAGCAAAAAUGGGCACUGGUGACGAAGAAUACGAUUAUUUGUUUAAAGUUGUUCUUAUUGGAGAUUCUGGUGUUGGCAAGAGCAACUUGUUAGCUAGAUUUACUCGCAAUGAAUUCAAUCUAGAAUCAAAGUCUACCAUUGGGGUAGAAUUUGCUACCAGGAGCAUUAAGGUAAAUAAAAAAAUAAUCAAAGCCCAAAUUUGGGAUACUGCAGGACAAGAACGAUACAGAGCUAUCACAUCAGCUUAUUAUCGAGGAGCAGUAGGUGCACUGUUGGUUUAUGAUAUUGCAAAACAGUUAACUUAUCAAAAUGUAGAGCGAUGGUUGAGUGAACUUCGUGAUCACGCUGAUCAAAACAUAGUCAUUAUGUUAGUCGGUAAUAAGUCAGAUUUGCGUCACCUAAGAGCUGUGCCAGCUGAUGAAGCUACAGCAUUUGCUGAGGCCAAUAACUUGUCAUUUAUAGAAACUUCUGCUCUUGAUUCGACCAAUGUCGAAACUGCAUUUGAAAACAUAUUAACAGAAAUCCAUCGCAAAGUAUCAGCCCGUCAAAUGGAUAGUAUGGAUGGGGACGAAAUUGACAAAGUAUGUAUGAAGCCAAUCAGGAUAGAUGCAACUACAGCAAACACAAAUGAUUCGGCUGCAUUCCAAAUUAAACAAUUCUGUUGUAAUGCGUCAGCUUGAGUAUCAAAAUUUAAGUCCACUUUUAGAUUUUAUAAGUGUUGUCCCCUUUUCCAUAUUUUAUUUUAUUAUUAUUAUUUUGCAGUACAGGUAUUUUAAUUUAAGUUAAAUUAAAAUUCUUUUACUUGCUUCUCAUUUUGGGGCUCUUAUCUCUUCAUUAUUUAAAUACAAAUUAUACUUAUAAUUCUAUGUAUGUUUAAUAUUUUCUAAUCGUUAAUUAUAUUAUUUUAUGUUUUUUUUUUUCAAAAAAUUACAAUAUUUUUAAAUAUUCGAAUUAUAUUAGUUUAGAUUCCAUUAUUGUUAUGAUACUAUUGGCAUUAUUUAAAAUUGAAAAAUUCAAACAUAUUAACAAAUGUAUUAGUAUAUUAAUUUGUUUAAUAGUAUACACUAAUCUACUUUUUUUUUUAAUCUUCCAAAAGUAAUAGCCAUUCAAUCUUUUUAUACACAUUAGAAUAUACAUUUUUAUCAGAAUAUCUAUUCCAAGUUUUAUAUUAUUUUAUUUUAUUUGGUUCUUAUCAACCUGCAAAUUGUAAUCAGUAAUAUUAUUUUAUUGUAUUGUAUAUAACAUUUUUAAAAUAAAAAUUGAUUAAUAUUAAAUCA